UCAUAUUUCCGCGCCGCGUGCGGGCGAUGCAGCUGCGGAGGACAUCGAGCAUGGGACACCUUGGAGGUUUAUUUCUUCUGAUCGCCCCUCUAACCUGCUACUGUAUUUGUGGUGCUGCAGGUCACUCUCUUCCUGGCUGCCACAAGCAGCUGGAGUUCAGGUGUAGCGAUGGCUUGUGCAUCCCGAGACUGAGUGUGUGUGACGGACAGACUGACUGUGAGGACGGAUCAGAUGAACACAGCUGUGGCCAUCUGUGUAAGAAAGAUGAAUUUGCCUGCCGCAGCAGACGGUGCAUAUCUCUGCAUUUCCUUUGCAAUGGUGUGGACAACUGUGGCGACGGGAGUGACGAGGCUUCCUGUCAGAACUGCACCACCACUGAUGGUUUUUUCUUCUCCUGCGGGCCGUCUGACACCUGUCUGCCCAGGAACAAGCUGUGUGAUGGGCGCGCUGACUGCAAAAAUGGGCAAGACGAGUCUCAAAAGUUGUGUGGUUUGCCCCUGCCACUGCAGCAGGCCUCUCCCACAUGUACAGCGUCUGAGUUUCAGUGUGGAGAUGGGCAGUGCAUCCGCCACACCUGGAGGUGCGACCACUCAUCAGACUGCUCUGAUGGCAGCGAUGAGGAAAACUGCGAUCAGGACGAGUGUCAGGUCAAUAAAGGAGGCUGCUCUCAUCACUGUGUGGACCAGCCGAUGGGUUUCUUCUGCGACUGCCCCGACAACAUGAAGCUGGUCGGGGACAGCCAGUGUGAGGAGGUCAACAUGUGCCUGGAGAGCGACGUGUGUGAUCAGCUGUGUGUUCACAUGAACGGCAGCCUCGCCUGUGACUGCCACAAGGACUACCAGAUGAAUGCAACAACCGGAGAGUGCAAGGCCAAAGGGGAUGAGGCUCAACUGGUUUUCACCUCUUCUAAAGGAAUGCGACGGAUGAGCAUCACUGGGACUGAGUACAGGGAAGCGACCACACAUUGGCCAGGGCCAGGGGCAGUGGCAGCUAUAGUCGCUAACCGAACACUGUACUGGGCCCGGCAAGGACAGGGCUCCGUUUAUAGGGUCUCCAUGGAUGGAAAGCCGCAAGAUUCGGUGUUGGUGUUGAAAGUGCAAGGUUCAGUGUCGGGCCUGGCUGUGGACUGGAUCCAUCAGCUCCUCUACUGGACCAGUAUCGAGAGCGGUUCGGUUAAUGUUGGCCUGCUGGAUGGUUCAGCUCAGCGUCCGCUUAUCACAGGUCUGGAUAAAGUCUCCGCAGUGGCUGUGGAUCCUCUCCAAGGGCUGCUCUUCUGGGCUCAGUGUGGCAGCUCUUCAAAGAUCGAGAGGGCUAGUUUGGAUGGUUUGGACAGGAUGGCUCUGGUUACUUCGUCAAUACGACACCCCGUCGCUCUCUCUCUUGAUAUACCUCGUCAGCUGUUGUACUGGGUUGACCAGGGAAUGAGAAGCAUCUCCAGAGUAAAUCUAGAGGGCCAUCACCGUAAAACAGUGGUAGAGUCUAAUGGUUAUCUGGACCGGCCCUUCGGACUGGCUGUGUUUGAGGGGUUUGUAUAUUGGAGUGAAGAAGUGACGCACUCAAUCUGCAGAGCCAACAAACACAACGGUGGCAACCUCCAAGUACUGUUGUCAAAUGCCACCUCACCGGGCGGUGUGGUCAUCAUUCAGCCUGUUCUUCAACCAAACGGGCCAUCUGUAUGCGGAAAUACCAGGACGGUCUGCCAGCACGAAUGCGUUGUCAACCUGCUGUCUGAGAGUCCAGAGUUCAGCUGUACUCCUCCGGAAACCAGACGAAACAAAUCUGAAGAAAUCCCUGCCAUUUCUCGAUCAGUUCCUGCAUCAACUUUAUCUGAUCCAACAAAUGCUGGAAUCCUCUCUCUCAUUGUGUUUCUCAGUCUGCUGCUGGUGGGAAUGGCUCUGUGGUGGUGGAGAGAAGGGUUCAGGCCGUCCACAUCUCUCACUGAGCAGAGUUUCUCCCUCAAAGAGUCCCAGGACCCACUCAUCAUCCAGGAGCCAGUCAUGUGUCCAAACACAUGUCUCAUCAAGGAAACUCUGCUUAAGCUGGAGUUGGACGGUGAAUGAAGAGGGUUUGACACAGAUGGUCGGGUGACUAGACUUGACCUGGUGCCAUAUCAACCCCCGCAGUGACCUCGUGGCUGAUAGCAAGACAAAUCAAACUGAUCACCCUGUCGCGCCCCAACUUCCUCUGGUGGUUAGUCACUCAAGAACUGACUUGAGUUCAGAUGGAGAAAAGGCUUUCAAACAAAAACUUCCGUUGUAUCUUUAGUUGUGAAAAAGCAUUACUUUCAGUCCUCCAGAAUUCAUCAAGCGUGCUGGUGAGGAUGUUUAUUUAUACCUAAGCUGUGAGCAGCUGUGAACAACCACAUGUCUUUUUCUUUGCAUUUUGAAUAUCAGCCCAGAUGAACUCUUGCCUUAAUUUUCAAACCCUGUUAUCAAGCUAUUUUCUUCAGCUGGUUACCAGCUGUGUUACAGCUGCAGGUCUCCAAGACAAUUAGUGGAAAUGUGAUUUGUGUAGAGUAGAGCUGAAACAAUUAGUUGUUGAAUCGCUUGGUUGAUUGAAAGAAAAUGAAUUGACGACCAUUUUGAUAUUGGAUGAAUUGUCUUAAGUCAUAAUACCAAACAUUUGCUGCUUACAGCUUCUCAAAAAUUAGGACUUUCUGCUUUUCUUUUUCUUCUAUGACAGUAGUACACAAGUAAUUGGAAUACUCUGCGAUUGGAUUAAUCAAUCGAUUGAAAAUAAUUGAUAGUUGCGGCCCUAACGUAGAUUUUAUUUAAUUGUUUUGCUUAGUUGCACUUCCUCUCUACUCUUUUUUUUUUUUUUUUUUUUUUUUUUUUUCAUUUGAAUAUUUAUUAAAAUGUUAAUUUCAUGUUUUUCAAUUCUCAAAACUUCUCUUUUGCAGAUUAUGGAUUGUUUUUACUUUCCAACGUCAAACAGGGAUAUCAUGAAUAAUUUAACUCAAUUUUCUUAUGAAAACCUGGUGUUCGUUCUUAGCCUUCAGAAUUUUCACACUGGACAGUUGUUUGCACACUGGUUUAAAGCAAUAGUUCAUUUAGAGAAAUUUCCUUUCUUUUGAUUAGUGAGCUUUAGAGGUGCUGGUAGGUGAAUUUUGUUACCAAUGACCAGAACCAGACUAGCUGUUUACCCAUUUUCAGUCUUUAUGUUAUGCUAAGCGAACCAGCUGCUAACUCCUGCUUCAUAUUUAUUGUACAGAUAUUAGAGUGAAAUCGAUCUUAUUGUCUAACUCUCUGUAAUAAAGUGAAGAAGUGUUUUUUCCAAAAUGCUGAACUAUUCCUGUACAGCUCCCAGAACCUAAUUGGUCUGAAAUAAGGCAACAUUUGACUCUCUAAUCAGAUUUUGCCAAAUGGAGACCUGGCGGGGGUUUUCAGACCCAGUUUUUGAAAAUUUAAUCCAGCCUUCAAUUACUCUCUCUUUUUCCAUCAUUGAGUCUGUUAUCAUGUUCCUUGUCUACAGUAAAUAUAGGACAUGGUGUGCACCCAACCAACUGUAACUUGUAUCAAAAGUUCAAAAGCUUGCUGUGAUGAAUAAUGCAGCAUUGAUUGUGUAUUCUUGCAAUCUAAAUGUUCAUUUCAAGUGGUCUUUUAAAGUUUAAUCGAUACAUCUAAGUAGUAGAGGUUUGAUUCUCACAGGCGACCUCUGUAAUAAUUAAAUCUGUAAUUGUGGCAUUGUAACAUCCUUUUGAUAAAAUCACUCAUCAAAUAUCUUUAAGGUCCAGAUGUCCCUAUUGCUAAACUCUCUUUGCUUACUAAACUACUGCUGAUUUUUGGCUUCAGCGCCAAGAGUAAAUGCCACAAAAAUCUAGAUUUAUCACUCUUUGUAAGUCUUUGAAUGUUGGAAGAAAUUACGGUAGUGAACUGUAAUUCUUUGUACUGCAGUAUUUGAUUAUUUGAUGUGUUGAUGAAUAUUUUUGGAAGUUUGCUUGUUUGCCGAGAAAUAGAUGGGAAGAUCAAUGCCACUUUCAUGUCUGUACAAUAAAUGUGAAGUCACAGCCAGUAGCACAAAAGCUGUAAACUAGGAACCAGCUAGCCUGGUAACAAAGAUAACUUUGUCUGCACCUAACCCCCAGUAAAACCGCAUUCAUUUUUACACAGGUUUUUGCAAAGAUUAAACAAAGAUACAAUGUGUUAAUUUAUUAAUGAGCUUUAGAGGUGCUGGUAGGCAGGUUUUGGACAGAGCCAAGCUAGCGGUUCCCACUGUUUCCUGUCUUUAUGUUAAGCUAAGCUAACCAGCUGUGGCAUGGAUCUUCUUGCCUAACUGUAAGAAAGCACAUUUCCCAAACUAUUCUGUUAUCAAAUAUUUGUGUGGGUACUAAUGCUAGGGAAAAUUUAGAGAAAGCCUAGCAUGUCCAAUGACAAUAAUACAGUAUAAUGAUAUCAUUGUCAGUAAAGAGGAAAAGAGGAUUUCUUUGGUUGCAGGUUUAGGGUUUGUUGAUUUCUGAGCACUGGUGCUCCACUGGGAACAAAUGUGUUUCUUUCUGUUCUAUGUCAGGGAGGUUUUGUUUUUGCUCUUCUACACAAAGGCUGUUAGUGUUGGUGUGAAUGUUUGGUUGAUGGACAUGCCUUGUUUGAAUCUCAUCUUUUUGUGUUAUUUUUGUGAAAGUAUGUUGGACCUAUUAAAAAUCCAUCAGCACUAAUUGAGAGGUAAUUUUAUAAGUGUUCAACCUGCUGAGUUGUGUGGUUAGUAUUUAUUUUUAAGCAAGGGUUUUAUUUAUUUCUGGGCAGCAUUACAGUCAUUGUUCUGUAUUUGCACCAUGGAUAAAACUGUUUGGUGCUGUAAAUAAAUCAAAUAAAGUAUUUUAUGAUUGCAUUGUUACAAAUUAA
Molecule: messenger RNA, 4838 nt
Organism: Micropterus salmoides (largemouth bass)
Lineage: Eukaryota; Metazoa; Chordata; Actinopteri; Centrarchiformes; Centrarchidae
Product: low-density lipoprotein receptor-related protein 8-like
Exons: 13
Coding region: 27-2060 (677 amino acids)
Molecular function (GO): protein binding; calcium ion binding
Source: RefSeq, a predicted model, not a curated record